This is a messenger RNA of Gambusia affinis (western mosquitofish), 6913 nucleotides long. Its product is annotated as interferon-induced very large GTPase 1-like. The record is from RefSeq and is a predicted model, not a curated record. The coding region runs from base 227 to 5434 and encodes 1735 amino acids. NCBI's taxonomy places the organism in Eukaryota, Metazoa, Chordata, Actinopteri, Cyprinodontiformes, Poeciliidae. Gene Ontology annotation, molecular function: GTP binding. The transcript has 4 exons.
CUACACCCUAAAACAACUGUUUGACGCAGCAGCGCAAAACCGAAAGUAAAUGAAAGAAGCAGAACUUAAUGUUCGGUCUCGUUUCUUCCAGUGAAAGUUAACGUUCCCCCGAAGAGGAGCAGACAGGUCGCAGGAUGGUGGAUCUCAUGUUCAGCGUCGGGGUGCAUGAAUUCAUCUGGAGGCCUCAGUGUGGCGAGCUGUGCGGAGCAGUUUCUAAUGUUCCAUCAUGGACGAUCGUCUCUCCAUUGUCCUUCUGGGAAAAGCUGGAGUCGGCAAAAGUGCUUCAGCAAACACCAUUUUAGGACGAGCAGCGUUUGAAUCCAGAGCAUCAUUUGGAAGAGUCACUAAACACGUCUCAAUGGAAACAGGAACUGUGUUUGAGAAAUAUGUUACAGUCAUUGACACUCCAGAUAUUUCAGGAUCAGAGGAGCAGAUUAAACACUUCUGUCAGUAUUUCCUCCAGGAGUCCAUCCCUACUCUUUUCCUACUGGUUUUUAAAAUUGAUCGGUUCACUGAUGAAGACCAAAAGACUGUAGAGGCAACAACCAGAGUUCUUGGGCCUCAGAGGAUGAAAAACUGUUUCCUGCUCUUUACAGGUGGAGAUACUUUAAGGACGUCGUUAUCAAAUUACAUUUCAGACUAUAAAUCAAGCUUACUUCCAGAGGUAGUCAAAAGUUUUUCAUCAAGAACUCAUCUUUUCAACAAUGAAGAUGAGGGACGGAGACAGGUCAGGGAGCUACUGUUGAAGUCUGGACACAUCACAACAGGAACCGACCUGGAGACGCUUUUGGAGGAUCUGGGAUUGGAUCCGUUCUACAGGAAGAAGCUGUCACUCAGCAAGAUACUGGAGAUCAAUGAGAAAAUCAUCAAUGAAGAGCCUCUGAAGUGUAAAUCUGAUCUUUCAUGGUAUUUUCUUAAGAAACUGAUGAUGGUGAAUGUAACAGCUAGAAAGAUAAAAUGCACAUCAGCUUCUGAGUCAAACAGUGAUGAUUCAUUGAGUGAUGAUUUUGAUUUUAAUUAUCUAUUUGCAAGUCUUAAUGAUGAUGAAUCACUAAAUCCUCUUGAUAUAAUCACUGCUCUCUUCCUGUGUUCUGAUGGGUUUGUUCAUCAAGAGUUAGCUCUAAAAAUGUCCAUGUGUCAGUUCUCUGUUCCUCUGCUGCUUCCUAACUGUGAUACACAGCAGUGCACCCUCAUGCUGUGGGCCAUGAGAGACAUUGUUAAGAAGUACAGACCUUCAAAACUUUCAGAAUCAAGAGGCUUCAUAGAAGAAAGAAUAGUUCUUUCUGAACUUCCAAUGAUCUCAUUUGUGAGACUGGGUGAGUGCUCUCUGUCCAAAUCAGAGAUCCUCAAUAAACUUUUGAGUAACUCUGAGCAAUACCAUUACACCUUUGUUCACCACAACAUGGAGUGUGGAGACAGUCCAAGAAGAAUAUCCAAUGGACUGACUGAAAUGACCUGGUACCUUCCCUGUGGAAACAAAAACAUGGACAUCUUCAGUGAACCAGUUGCUAUAGCUAACCUUCGUGGAGACAUUGCUUCAUUUGAAACUCAAUUCUCCUUUUUGUGUCGGACAUCUGCUGCAGUUUUUGUUUUCUUUGACCAGCUGGACUCUGAGUGUGAACUGCUGAUGAACAAAAACCACAAAGCUCAAAUCUUCUUAGUGGGAAACCAGCAGAACAAGAACCUUACUCCAGAUAGUCUAAAGAAAGUAGCAACCAGGCUGAACUUGACAAAGAACAAUAUAAUUAUAAAAUCAAAACAGACAAAUGAUGCAGAUUUUGUCAAAUCUUUGAAGAAAGUUGUGAGCAGUGUACUUACCAACCCACAGUUGAAGAUGUCAGUAGAGCAGAUGGCUGAUGUUGCUCAUGAAUUAGGAAUCACAGUUGAUGAAGAUUCUCCAGAGUGCCAGGAUGGAAAGAAAAAUGCAGAUGCCAUCACUGCAGAGAUAGAAGAUACUUUUCAAUUCAAAGAAAAUCAGUUUCCUUUACAAGGUCAAAUAUGGAAGGAACUGACUUUUUUGGAAAAGGAAGAAUUUCGUCUCCGAAAAGUUGGUUCUGAAGACAUAGAGAGCUAUAAGAGCAACCUCAAAAAGAUUAAAGAAGAGCAACGUAAAAAACAAAACUCCUAUGCAAUGUCAAGUGUAAUGACUUGCUUCAUUAGUGCAAUAUCCAGCCCACAUAGAGAAAGGUGUUACUUUCUGAAAUGGAUGAGAAUGAACAUUGACAAUUUGUCUCGAUCAAAACUUUCUGGCCUCAGGGAGCUUUACAAGGAAAAAUGCAAAGAUUCUGAAAAUAAACAAGAAAUCAAAGAAAUCGACCAAAAACUUUCCAGCAGCUCACUGGGAGUUGAGCACUUCUUCCGUGAAAUGGGUCAGAUCUACGAAGCUUCUCUUUACCUUGAAGAAACAGAUCCAUCACGUCAACAACUGAAACAUCUGCCCAGACUCUGUGCUCAGUUGUUGUUGGAUGGAUUUCCUCUUGAGCUUGUAGAUGGAGAUGCUUCCAACAUUCCUCUCAGUUGGGUGAGUGAUGUUCUCUCUCAGCUCAAUGACUUGGUGUCUCCAAAGAACAAGAUCCUGGUCGUCACAGUUCUUGGAGUUCAGAGCACAGGGAAGUCCACUCUCCUUAACACCAUGUUUGGAGUUCAGUUUGCAGUCAGCAGUGGUCGAUGCACUAGAGGAGCCUUCAUGCUGCUCAUUAAAGUCAAUGAAGACUUCAAGAAAGUUCUCAACUGUGACUUCAUGAUGAUCAUCGACACUGAAGGCUUAAAGUCACCAGAGCUAGCACAGCUGGACAACAGCCAUGAACAUGACAAUGAGCUGGCAACACUUGUUGUUGGUCUGAGUGACAUCACCAUUAUCAAUAUUGCUAUGGAGAAUUCAACAGAGAUGAAAGACAUCCUGCAGAUAGUGGUGCAUGCUUUCCUCAGGAUGAAGGAGGUCGGCAAAAAGCCUCAAUGUCAGUUUGUUCACCAGAACGUUUCUGAUGUUUCAGCUCAUGAGAAGAACCUGAGAGACAGGAAGCUGCUGUUAGAACAGCUGAAUGAGAUGACCCAGGCAGCAGCUAAAAUGGAGAAAAGAGAAGAGAAGAACUUCACUGAUGUGAUGGAGUAUAAUCCAGACACUGGGAACUGCUACGUUCCUGGACUCUGGAAUGGAAACCCACCAAUGGCUCCAGUCAAUGCAGGAUACAGUGAGACUGUCUAUGAACUCAAGAAAAACAUCAUUCAACAGCUGGGAGAGUGUGAGUCAACUUCUAACAACAUCUUGGAGUUCAGUGAGUGGAUAACCAGCCUGUGGAACGCAGUAAAACAUGAAAACUUCAUCUUCAGCUUCAGAAACAGCCUGGUGGCUGAUGCUUACAUGAGGCUCUGCACAGAGUACAACCAAUGGGAGUGGGAGUUCAAAAAGGAAAUGUACAAAUGGGUCACCACAGCAGAAACAAGAAUUUCCAAUUUUGGUUCAUUUGCUGCAACGUCUGAAAUAUCUGACAUGAAUGAAUUCAUCACUGAGUUGGAAAGUGAAGCAAUAACAGAGCUGACCAAGUGGGAGACAAAGAUCCUUGAAAACCUGAAGAAAUACUUUGAUCAGUCAGAAGGUCAUGUUUAUCUGAUUGAAGGACACAGAGAGGAAUUCUCCAACAGCAUAAAGAGUCUUAGACGACAAACUGAAAGAUCAGUGUUGAACCAGAUCACAGCAGCAGCUGAUAUUAAGAAGGGAUUAAAAGAACUUGAUAAAAUCAGGGCCACUUAUAGAGAAGAAACUGAAAAAGCAGUUUGUGAUUUAAUUGAUGAAUGUCGCAAGAAAAAAGUUCAAAUGACAGACAGAGAGCUUGAUGAAAGUUUUGACAAGAUGUGGCCUGAAACACUGAGGACUUUUUCUUUCUCUGAACAGCAGAUUUCAAAUAUCAUCACCAAUGUGUCCCAUCAGUUGCGAUCAAAUCUUUCACACAAAGGAAGCCAUGCAUGUGAACUUCUGAAUAAAAAAAACCUCAAAGACUGUGGACUGGAGCUUUUUAUAUACAAACCUAAAGUUGCGAUGGAUAAAUAUAAAGAUACUGUUAAAAGAUUUUUUACCUGGACAGGUCUAAUAAAGACGAGACAAAAUAUCGCUGACAGAAUUAUUUCAGACUGUGAUUACUAUAUUAGUGAUAAAGUCAAGAGAAAAACUAAUUAUCGUGAUACUUACAUCGAGGAGAUCCUUCACAUCAUUGAUGAGAAGCUGAACAAAGCUGAUGUUAAUGACAUUGAGUUUGAAGUGUCUCUGAAACAACACAUCUGUGGAUCUGCAGCCAGAAAGUUUCAGAAAAUGCAUGAAGAAUUUAUCCAAGAAAAGGAUUCUUACAAAUCUAUGCAGAAAAACAAAGAAAGGUUUCGCACAGAUUUCAAAGAUGUCUUCCACAAACUAGAAUGCCAGAAGAAAGCUGAAGAAUUCACUAAUCAGUGUCUGAAACCUGCUGUGGAAAACUUCAUCUAUCGUUCUCUUGGUCCUGAUAUUGUUGAUAAAAUGAUGACAAAAGAGGAGUUCAGCACACGAAUGUCCUUCCAGUAUUCAAUUUUACUGGAUCUGAUUUCUAAAAGUGUCUUUGAAAGAUUUAAGAGUUACAAUCAGUCAUAUGAAGAUUAUGUUAAAUGGUGGAUAUCUGAGAGAAUUAGGGAGUAUUUCUCCUUUGAGUUUACAGUUUGUGAGUUAGAGGACAAACAUCUUAAGUGCUGCAUCAAACACAUAAAUGCUGCCAUUAAAAAGGCAAAAGCAGAAAAGACUGACAGUCUGAGAACAUUUGUUGUUAAGAUCUGCACAGAACUUGGUGAUAAACUGGUAAUUUCCCAGGAUGCUCUUGAUGCCUUCAUGGUUCUGAACAAUGCUGACCAGGAACAGUUUGCUCACUGGCUCAAUAUGUUUGUGGAGGAAAUGACAGAAUAUCUUAGAGAAAAGUUUAAAAACACACAGUUUGAAACAAAACUCUCACAGCUCCACAUAAAACCAGAGAAUGAGCUUUUCAACAAAGUGGUUGGUUGUGGCAAACAGUGUCCAUUCUGCAAAACACCCUGUGAUGCAGGUGGAGAAAACCACACUCAACACUUUGCUUCUCUGCAUCGACCACGGGGUUUAGGUCAGUUCAGUUGGGAAAACUCAAAAAGACUCACGACUAAUGUCUGCACUUCUCUUGUUAUCAGUGAUGGAUAUUUUCGCUGCAGAGACACAAGGAAUGAAUGGCAUCCUUACAAAAGAUAUAGGGAGAUUUACCCCAACUGGAAUAUUCCUCCAGAUGUGAGCCUUGAUGCGUCAGAUUAUUGGAAAUAUGUGAUGAACCAGUACAACAAGGAAUUUGCCGAAGAAUAUAAUGCAGAACCUGCUGACAUUCCUGAUGCUUGGAAGAGAAUCACAAAAGAAGAGGCAGUGAAAAGCCUCAAGAAAUUAUUCAACAUCAAGUGAAGUUAUAAUACUUUUAGUUGUUUGAACAUAACUGUUCUUUGCAUGUAGAGUUUUUUGAUCCUUUUUCCUUCUUUGUUUUUUUUUUUGUUUUUUUUUUUUACCUCAUUUACACAUGUAUUUAGUCUUGUAGUAAAGACAAAAUAAACUGCUUAGGCCUCUUUUGUUAUAGCUUCUUAUUUUUUUUAAUUGUCCAUUUAUAAUAGCAUUUAACAUUAUUGUUCUAUUUUUUAUGUUUUGUUUGCAAAUUAUUUUUUCUGAAAAUUUUUACACUCUUGUUUGAAAAAUUGUCAGAAUAUGCUGUGCUAUAUUAGAUGAAUAGAUGCUGAGUUGUAGGAUAAACAUAAUCGUUAGACAUUAAUGAUUCGCUGCUAUGAUGUUCACUGUCAUGAUCAUUCAGCACAGAGAUUGCUGCAUAGUUGUUUAUCAUAGCAACUAGAAAACUUUCACCAAAAAUACUAAACUGAACGUUGCUGCAGUUAUUUAUAAACUUAUAUUAAUUAGAAUGCAUUUAUGUGACUUAAAAUCAGGCUUUCUGAUGUUGUUGAACCUCCACUUCAUUAAGCUCUCAGACUUCUUUGUUCAUUGCUGUGGGUAUUGCUCAGCAUUCAUCCUCUAAUGGGGCAGAAAAAUCCAGCACAACUCAAAGUAUUCACAUAUCUCUUUUUUUCAUAUUCAAAUUCAAAAAUACUUUAUUACUCCCAAAUGAAAAUUAAAUGUUGUUGUAGCUCAUUAAUUUAGAUUCUUCAAAGAAUUAUUGAAAAUUAUGAUGCCUGUUGGAAGAAAAUAUCUCCUGUAGCAGUCUGUGCUGCACUAAAUCAGAAGAAGCCUCUGACUGAAGAUUCUCUGCCUUCCCUAGACAGUCUCAUGAAGAAGAUGGUCAGGGUUGUCCAUAAUUUUCUUGAUCCUAUGAAGAAUCCUCUGAGGAUUUGGAUUUUGUGUCUUUUAAGUUAAUUGACUCUCUUUGUUGUUACGUCUUCCCCUUUGUUGUUUCCAGCUGUCCCUCGUUUUUCUCGAUUACCCUCUGUGUAUUUAACCCUACUUGUGUCACCUGCCCCUUGUCGAAUCUUUGUCUUGUGUAUCCCAUGUAUCUACCUGUUUCUUUGUUCCCUGCUUAUCCAGGCUCCCUGGAUUUCAUGUACUUCAUCAUUAAAUCAUCAUUUCAUACUACAACUUGGGUCCACCGCGUCAUUCCUCAUCACCACAACUCCACAAUUCAUGACACCUUCUUUGCAAAAUUGUCUCCAGUACAGAACCAGCCUUCAUUAUCAGGCUUUUGAGCUCUUUAAGGUUUCUGGCUCUGAUGCUGCUAUAGACCUCUGUUGCAUCAAUUCAUUGUUAUGCUAAUCGCGGUAAAUGUCUUCUUAUGUUUUUGUAUUGAUAAAGUACACUGACUUUUAUAGCAGUUGAUCUCUGCUUUUUACUUAAAUAAAUGAAAUGAAAUGAAAUGAAAUUUAUUCGAACAUGAUACAAAUAUAAAAA